UGUCCGGACACAUGGGACACAAUAUACCGACAUCGAUCGCCAGACGGGCCAAUUGUCCGCAAACACCUUCCGUUACCCAACGCAACAUGAAGUCCGUUAUUGUCGCAGUGUUGCUCGUAGUGGCGGCAACGGUCGUCGGCGCCUCGUCGGUGCGCGUCAAGAAGGACGUCGGGUCGAAGAACAGCAACGAACAGUGCGUGUACGCGGACGUUUCGAAGACGGGCAGGAAGACGAUUGUCUGCGGCGAUCCGGCACCACCCACGCUGGCCGCCGUCUUGGCCAGUCAGCUACAGCGACAGUCGACGACCGCCGAGGCCAGAGUCCCGUCGGAAAAGUGUCUUGACAGUCUGCACAAACCCAAAGCCGGCCCGGUGUCCGUGUACGUGCAACCACACCAAGAACAGCCGCACUACGAACAGUUUCACGUGAUGCACCAUCAGGUGCCUCAGGUGCAGUACGUGCAGCAGCAACAGCCUCUGGUUCACUACCAGCCGACGGUCGUCUACCAGAAACCGGUUGCUAAUGUGGUACCUUACAAGUCUCCGUGUUCGCAAAACGGUGGUUACUCGGACGGUUGUUUCUCGGGUGGCAAUUACUUCGGUGGAAGUUACUCGGGCGGCGGUUACCGCAUGGCCGACGAACCAUAUCCCAUGGCGAUACUGACGAGGACAGUAGACGAUACCGACGACGGCUUAUACGAAGAUGACAACAUGCAACCGAUGACGCAGAACUACAUGGAGGCGGGACCUUACGAAGACACGUUAGCCCGCAAAGGGUUUGGUGGCAGCCGUCCUAGAACAUUAGCGAUGCGACCCACGCCGCUGUUCGUUCCAGCGAUGGUGAGGUCAGUGGAACCAUACGGCUACGAAGGCGGUCCGGUCCCGGAAUGGCAGCCGCAGCAGAGGUUCGUAUCGGAACCGGAGUUCCAGUUCCCGGGCCCGUUCCCGCAACAACCGUUGGUCGGCCGGUCGAUGGCUGCAGCUGUGGCGGAGGGUCCGUUCGACAGGCGGCAGUUGGCAUUCAGCGGUUACAUGCCCGUAAGGCCCGAGACGAUUAUGUCGAUGCCGGACCGGUACAACUACGGCGGAUACUCGAGAACAGCCGGACAACAACAGCAGCAAAUACCACAACAACAACUGCAACAGCAGCAACUAUUACAACAACAACUGCAACAACAACAACAACAACAACUGCAGCAGCAGCAGCAGCAGCAGCAACUACAGCAACAGCAACAACCCCCGCAGGUCGUCGAACCGGUCCAGCAGUUGCCCGGUGGAGAGGUGGACGGAGCGAUGACGGCGGUGCCCGCAAAGGCCGAACCGAAAGAUUUGAAAUCGGCCAAGAAAAUCACGAAAAACUAAACUCCACGAUAUGGUUAGUCAGUAAAUAAUAUUUUAAAAUUGAUUUCCGUGUUAAGAUUUUCCGUGUAACGGAAGUAAUACACUGUAUUUUAUUGUAUCCGAUUCGGCGUUCCUUUAUUAUACGUUACUGACCGACUGCGGCCACGACUUUUUUAAGAUA
Acyrthosiphon pisum (pea aphid) is the source of this 1521-nucleotide messenger RNA. Its product is annotated as ras-interacting protein RIP3. Bases 12 to 1361 code for a protein of 449 amino acids. The transcript has a single exon. The record is from RefSeq and is a predicted model, not a curated record. Lineage: Eukaryota; Metazoa; Arthropoda; Insecta; Hemiptera; Aphididae.